AUGUCCCUCGUCUUGUUCUUCGAUUUCGACUUGGAUUCCAUCUCCUUCGAGUCCUUCGACUUGCGGUUGGACUUUGACUUGGAAUCGACCUUGGGGUCUGAUUUGGACUUAGACUUGGGUCCGUCUUUCUUCGUGGCCUCGGGCAUGAUCAAAGCUGUCGUGUACUGGAACCUUCUGAAGGACACAGGGAUCGCCUUCUCCGGAUACUCUUACAAAAGUGGCUACGGCUUCGGCAUGGUGAUGCCGAAGCAGCCAACGACCGACUUCAUCGCGCAGAUCGUAUCGCCCCUGGCGGACAGCGCCGGAUGGGCAGGCGUCAGCUUUGAUAGCUCCAUGGUGGGCCCGCUGCUGCUUGUAACAUGGGCCAACGGCAAUAAAGUGAUGACAACCCCUUACGUAGCCAAAGACUAUACCCCUUCCGGAGUGGUACCCUACACAGCGCACCCGAUAUCCCUGAGGCCGAUCGAGAAGGGAACCUACGUCAACGACACCCACGUCUCCUCAACUUUCCUCUGCGGCGGCUGCAUCAACGCCGACUCCUUCAACGCCAACUGGACCCUCGACAGAAAGCACGAGGCCGUCUUCGGCUACGCCUACUCGCAAACCGCUGUCCACGACCCGUCCAACAUCAACACCAGCCUCUCAGACCACACAUCAUCACGCGGAGGCGGGUAUGGCGCCUUCACCAUUGUGCUGAGCGACGUCAGGUCUGAGCUCUAUGACAAGUACGCGGCGUUGGUGGUGGAAGAAGGCCCGGGAGGGGUGAUCGGCGUUGAGCCGGACCACCCGACGCCGAGCCCUACCACCAGCACCAGCUCCAGCUCGGCGGCAAAAUCAAGCUUCUCCCUGACCACGGAAACACCUGCUGCUGCUACUGCCGCCGCGCAGGGCUGGACGGACCCAUGCUUAGAGUCAGGGUUGGCGUGCGACAUGCCGACCGGGUUAGACUUCAGCCACCGGGAGAUACCGCUAAUGGAACUCAUGGCGUUGGCGCUUGUGGGCUUGCUGUACUUGUGGCAGGCAUUCAAGUCGAGCUGAGAGGGAUGAAGUUGGGAGCUGUAUUCAAGGAGCUGGACGCUGGGGAAAAUAAGAAGCGGCCGUGGAUUGGAAACACA
Molecule: messenger RNA, 1115 nt
Organism: Chaetomium strumarium
Lineage: Eukaryota; Fungi; Ascomycota; Sordariomycetes; Sordariales; Chaetomiaceae
Exons: 3
Coding region: 1-1038 (345 amino acids)
Source: RefSeq, a predicted model, not a curated record